Messenger RNA from Mytilus californianus (California mussel), 4253 nucleotides. RefSeq lists its product as uncharacterized. Bases 1057 to 3891 code for a protein of 944 amino acids. Gene Ontology annotation, molecular function: GTPase activity; GTP binding; protein binding. The transcript is spliced from 11 exons. The record is from RefSeq and is a predicted model, not a curated record. Lineage: Eukaryota; Metazoa; Mollusca; Bivalvia; Mytilida; Mytilidae.
AAUAAUGUAUAAAACUCUACAGAUAGACAUGAUAGAUGCAUACUGAGCUCCUUGUGACUUGUGAAUUGAAUAUAAUCAAGGAAAUUGUUAAAGUGUUAAACAUUAAUCUAUCAUAGCCAGAAGUGCAUUGAUAAUAAUAGUUCAAAAUUAUUUUCAGUUAAUACUUUACCAUUACUUUUCAUGGUUUGGAAAUUGCUUGUUUUAAAAUAUAAAAAAAUGUCCCCUAAAAUACUUAAAUUCAGCUGGAAAAAAAUAUAGGAGGGUUUGGAUGGGUAAUACAGGUAUAAGAGGGUGUUGAUUGGGUAUACAGAUAUAGGAGGGUUUGGAUUGGUAAAACAGAUAUAGGAGGGUUCGGAUGGGUAAUACAAAUAUAUAGGAGGGUUUAAAUCGGGUAUACAGAUAUAGGAGGGUUUGGAUGGGGUAUACAGAUAUAGGAAGGUUUAAAUGGGGUAUACAGAUAUAGGAGGGUGUGGAUAGGUAAUACAGAUAUAGGAGGGUUUGGAUGGGGUAUACAGAUAUAGGAGGGUUUGGAUGGGUAGAAUUAAUGAAUAGAAAAGGAUUGGGUACAAAAAUAUAAAAAAUAGAGAAUAAUAUUGGGAUGUUAAAAAUAUAAAGAACUGUGAAUAAUGUGCCCACAAAAUUAGAAAAGAUAGUUAAAAAUGAAGACCCCCAAACUCAUCCACACCUCAUGUAGACAUUAGGAUGCAUUUACCAAUCUUCAGACUGCAAAGAAAAUAACAGGACCAAAUGGUGACAGAUGGAACUUUUAUUCUGAUUCUUUAAAAAAAAAGAGUUAAAAGCCUAUUUAAAGUCUUCACAAAAUUGUGAAAAAUAAUCGAAAUGUCGUCUCAUGAGUUAUAUAUAUAUGGUUAGCAUCUGUUAAGAUAAAAAAAAUCACCACUCAGCUGCUACUGGUCUUACUAAUUGUAAGAUAUUAUGUGUUACAGAAGCCUUCUUUGUAACAGGUGAAAGCAAUAUAAAGAUUUGUCUGUAUUUCAGGGUCAGACGCCAUACGAUCUAGCAGCAGAAUAUAAAUCUCUCCAGUAUAAAGAAGUGAUGGAAUACUUACAGUCUGUCAUGUCAGAGGAAUCUUCAGGUGUGACUGCUGGUCAAGGGAUGGAAGGUGAUAUGGUUCCAACUGAAAUAAAAUUAAUGGCUGACAAAAGAUCUAUUGAUUUGUACCUCAAAUUACUUGAGUCAGGCUCUGAAAAAAAGAGAGACAUACGUUUAGUAGUAGUUGGAAAAAAAGGUGCAGGAAAGACAUCAUUGAUUAAAAGAUUGUUCUCUGAAGAGAAUACAGAUGUAACUAGUACAAAUGGAAUAGAAAUCCACACAAUAAAAUGCAAAGCAAAGGCUGAUGAUGGCAUAUGGAAUAAAUUAGAUGGAACCAAUAAAGAAACUGAAAUUCAUGCAAGACUCUUGAAACAAUACAAAGGAACAAUUGAAGCAUCAGUACAAGAAUUAACACAUGAAGUUGUUAGGGAAAACACCCUCAUAACCAUUCUGUACAAGCGUAUUGAGGAAUCAAAAGAAUCAGAGACAGUACGCCAGCAGCCUAAAAAAAGAAAACUUCAAGUAACCACUGAAUCUCAAGUUGAACCUCCAGUAACCUCGCAGCAACGAAACCAAUCAUUAAAACAGGCAAAAAUGGAUAUUGAAACCAUGCUUAAAUCUAAUGUUGAUUUACAUGACAAAGAGGAGUAUGCCACAUUAUUGCUAUGGGAUUUUGCAGGAGAUGAAGAAUUUUACCACACACAUCAAACCUUUUUGUCCUCAGGUGCAAUUUAUCUUGUUGUAACAAAACUCAAUGAAGCUGACGACAAAAAUGCACAAGAUUUAUUCCAGUUAUGGAUGGACUCAAUCCAUUGCUACAGUAGACUGGAAGAGGACAAAAGUAAUUCUGCUGACAGCAAGACAUCAGAUGAUCUUGAUCCACCAGUAGUUAUUGUUGGUACUUGGAAAGAUGCUGUGACCUCUGAUGUAGAAGAGAUUGACGAUGCAUGCCGAGAAAACAUUUUUAAGUUUACGAAGAAUAUGUCAGAAGAUGAACUAAAACAUAUAAGGCAAGAAUACUUCAUUUCCAAUACAGAAGAUGACCCCAGUGUAUUCCAGCAAAUCCGAGAAGACAUCCUCAACUUAGCCAGAAAAAUAAAAACGUGGAACAAAGUUUACCCUUUAAAAUUUAUUCAGCUGGAAAAACGACUUCAAGAGAAAAAGAAGGAGUUACCAAUUAUUUCCUUUCAUGAAAUUAAGCACAUCUCUACUAAUACACCUAAUCCACUAAAUGAUGAGGAACUCAGAUUGUUCCUGGAAUUUCACCAUGAGAUCAGAGCUUUAGUUUAUUUCAAAGAUCUGUCUUCUUAUAUUAUUUUAGACACACAGUGGUUGUCUGAUGCUUUUAAAUGUAUAGUCACAGCUAAGAAAUUUAGAGCUUUUAGUACUAGAAAUAGAACAAAAUGGGAUGAAUUGUAUAGCAGAGGCAAAUUACAUAGUGAAGUUUUAGACGACAUAUUUAGAAAAAGUGAAAACAUUUUUGCCAAACACAAGGAUCACAUCCUGAACGUAAUGGAGAAAUUUGAUAUCAUUAUACGUCCUAACAUAUCAGAAACUCAAAGAGACGCUGGUGAUGACAAACCUCUCUAUUAUGUACCUUGUAUGAUUAAAUCAGAACCCGAGUGUGAUGUAUACGAAAUGUUUAAUGUUACAGAAAACACAUGUAAUAAGUCAACCUGGUUAUGUUAUAAGUUUAGGUUUCUUCCACCUCAUUUAAUGAAUCAUUUAAUUGCGUCACUGUGCAGGAAAUAUAAAGUUGCAGAAGUUGUCACGAAGGAACAAAAAAGACAAAUUGCUCUCUUCAGAGGUUCAGCUGUCUUUGAGUUACAGAAAACGACAAAAUUAGCAAAAUUGCAUAUAAUGAAAUGUCCGAAUUGGAUUCAAAUUCAGGUUUGGCAAUUUGAGAAAGGACGUCAAGGAGGUAUGUACAAAUACAUUGACGACUUUGUGACAGAGGAAAUUGUCAAGAUAAUAAGCACAAGAUUUAAGAUGUCUAAUGUGAAAUUUGAGAAAAAGUGGGAAUGUGGCCAAACAAGACCAGAGUCUGUAACAGGAUCGUUUGACUGUCGUGAAGAUCAGGAUACAAAAUAUUAUUGUGAGACAUGUAAAAUUGCACAUGAGUUCACAGGUGAAUGGUCAGAUCUACAAUAUAGAACAGUUGAUUUGUUACAGAGUUCUGCAAACGUUCCAAUAUCUAAUCCUUACACAGAAAGCUCAAGUCAAAUCCAAACUACGGUUCAAUCCACCAAGGUACGUGUCCGGGUCCAAGCUGGUGAGAGAGUAUUUUCAAAUGCCAAUGAAGGGGCAACAGGAACAGCCAGUUUGGCAGGGUUUACAAAUGAGGAAAUUAAUUUUGCAAAAAUGGGGAUGAUUGCUUUGAAUAUUCUUGCUGAUGUUUUAUAUGACCUUUUAAAACCAGAUAAACCAAAUCUACGUCCAAGGAGCGAUUCUGAUAUAACAUACUUAUACAGUGAGCACAGGAAACUUAAUAAACAUAUCCCAACUAAUGGAUGGGGAGGGAAAUGGCAAGUUGAUCAAAUUACAGGCAUAGUUACUGGAGAUGAUAUUGAGCGCAUAAGACUUACAAGGAAUGAACUACAACACUCUAGGACAUUUAAACUUGAAGAAACACGUUUUAAUGAGUUGCGUAUUAUAAUAUGUGACCUUUUAAAACGGUUAGACCACUAUAACAAACCACAAAAGCUGUAUACACAUGAGCUUAAGGAUAUUUUGGCUAAAACUUUUUCAGAUGAGGAUGUGAACUCAGUUAAAAAUGAAAUAUUGGAAAUGACUGUUGAGGUAGAAAUUGAACAACAAAUCAAUGUUCUAACGCAAUAGAGAAAUAAAGUUGUUCUCAUCAUUUGUAUGGCAAACAGUUAUUUUUGUAGUUGAUGAGAAAUACACAUAUAACCAUAGAAACAGAUUUGUAGAAGACGUUGUGCAUAGAAAGCGACCAUCUUUAUAUUUGAUAGCAAUGUAAUGCUACCGAUAAAAGUCAGACUACAUUUUUCUAUUCAUACAAUCAUGUAGAGUAAUUCUCCCGAAUUAUACUUGUCACUGUUGGAGCAUGAUCUGCAUACCUUUUCGGAGCACCUGUGGGGUUUUUGGUGCUCAAUCUUUAGUUUUCAAUAUUGUGUUUUGUAUACAGUCCUUGGAUGGUGUAAACUUUCCACUGACACCAUACACCAUUACACCAUUCA